Messenger RNA from Pochonia chlamydosporia 170, 1839 nucleotides. RefSeq names its product F-box domain-containing protein. Gene Ontology annotation, molecular function: protein binding. Lineage: Eukaryota; Fungi; Ascomycota; Sordariomycetes; Hypocreales; Clavicipitaceae. The record is from RefSeq and is a predicted model, not a curated record. The transcript has a single exon. The coding region runs from base 1 to 1839 and encodes 612 amino acids.
AUGCCGGUCAAGCGUAAACUCGUCCAGUAUGAGGAGGGUGAUGGUGACUUUGACUGCAACACGACUAGCAGCAGUCACGACGUGAAGCCGAGCCACCUGCCGUCGAGCCAGCAGGUUCUCAAGCGUCCCCGAACCUCUGAUAUACGCCAAACUCGCGAUAUUAUAUCCGCCUUGUCCGAUGAGCUGCUUAUCAGGGUGCUUUCCUUUCUAGACGAGAAGGCUCUGCUCGGGAUAUCUUCUGUGUCGAAACGCUUCAACCGCAUCACGGCUGAUUCGCAGCUAUGGCGACCACACUAUUAUCGCCGAUUCAUUCUGCCACGCGCUCAUAUGAUCCCCGGCUUCCGGACAGGCUCCACGCGAAGCUCCAGCAAGUUGCGCUACUCAGCCAGCAAGACAAUUUGGGCGGAUGGGGGAUGGGGCCGCAGAGGCGGCUUCGUCGCUGGACAGAGCGAGAUUGUCAAUACUACUGGUCCCCAAGAAUCAGUUGAUUGGAAAAAGCAGUACAAGCUGCGAGACAACUGGGCCCGGGGGAGGUGUGCCGUCGAAGAAGUUCAGGUCCGCGAUAUCGAACGGGAUACUCCCGCAGCAGAGUGGCAGACUCUAGUCAAGGUGGUGGAUGGCUUGGCAGUAACCGUGGAUGGCACAUCCGGCCUAAGGGCGUGGGAUCUCAAGACGAGACGGCUCAUCGCACAGGCAGAUCUACAAAACAACAAGGAGACCAACCAACCCAGUUGCUUGGCCGUCGACGACCUGCUGCUCAACACUGGUACGCUGGACGCGGCUGUUGGCUUUGAGGACGGCACCUUUGGCAUCUGGAGACUGUAUAUCAAGGCCGGUGAACUCGUCAUGCUGUAUCAGCAUGCAAGGAGCUAUUUUGGCGAAUUGGUCGCCAUUGCCUAUGGACAGCCAUACGUCCUGACAGCUUCCCGACUUGGCUUUAUUUCGCUAUUUUCAUUUGAGCUGGCAGACGACGGGACGACUUCGACACAAGACUCGGAACAAGCUUUGCCACUUGAAAAGAACUGGCCAAAAUUAUCAGCGCCUGACCUGAAAGAGACAACUGCGCAGCCGCCGUCUGCAGAACUUACCCAGCCACGUCUGCUCACGUCGCUCAAGUCUCACAGCACUCGACCACCGCUUGCCUUAUCCAUUCGUCGCAUGACAGCCUCAGUCAUUGCUUCCAUCGCCUAUACCUUUGAUGCGGUCGGGGGAUGGUCCAUUGGUAUUCAGGACCUAGACAUCAAGCCGUCAGGAAUGGCGCAGCCGGACAUUGUCACAUCGAGAAUUGCGUACACGCUGCCAACUCAAACUCGUAGAUCAGCAACGUCGUCACCCUCUUCAUCACCCUCCAACCUGCAGUCUCGUUCCCCGAUAGACGUGCUGGAGCCUGAGGAAGAUGGCCCCAUCAGACUGUGUUACAGCCACCCCUAUCUACUUGCCACUCUGCCAGACAACACGCUUGUUCUUCAUCUAUGUACCUCAACUUCGUCGACGCUGUCCAUUUCACCAGGCAUCCGUCUUUGGGGUCACACCUCAGGCAUCUCCGACGCAGAAAUCACGCCGCGAGGUAAAGCAGUUAGUGUCAGCACGCGAGGCGACGAGAUUCGAGUCUGGGAACUAGAGGGCCGCGUGAGUGGAAGCAGCGUCGAAGUACGGCCUAGGCAGCCAAGCGAUGACGCGGAGCAGCACAUGAAAGGGAAAGAUUCUGGCGAUGCUGCAAGGGCCGUUGCCAGCUGGUACGACAGGAAGAACUGGGUGGGUUUCGACGAUGAGAUGGUGGUGGUGUUGAAGGAGGCCGGAGACGGGCGGGAGAGCUUAAAGGUUUACGAUUUUACGUGA